CAUUAGAGCCAAGAUGGCGGCGCUUUUCAAAGCACAAAGAGCUCUGGUCAUGGCUGCUGGUCAUGGAGCUCGUUGUUUGACCCAGCUUGCGGAGUUACCAGAAUUGCAUCAAAUGAUGAGACAGACAUGUAGAGACUACGCUCAAAAGGAACUUGCGCCAAUCGCUGCCCAGCUGGAUAAAGAUCACACGUUCCCAGCCAAGCAGGUACGAGAGCUCGGUAUGAUGGGGGUCAUGGCUGUAGAGGUCCCAGAGAGUCUGGGUGGAGCUGGGAUGGAUUAUCUCGCAUACAGUCUUGCCGUGGAAGAGCUCAGCAGAGGAUGUGCCUCCACUGGUGUCAUCGUCAGUGUGAAUAAUUCGCUGUAUCUAGGUCCAGUUAUGAAGUUCGGCACAGAGGAACAGAAAAAGCAAUGGAUUACACCCUUCACCACGGGGGAAAAAGUGGGAUGUUUUGCUCUGAGUGAGCCAGGAAACGGCAGUGAUGCGGGCGCGGCAUCAACAAUAGCGCAGCAGGAGGGAGAUGAGUGGAUUCUGAACGGAACCAAGGCCUGGAUAACCAACUGCUGGGAUGCUUCCGCCACGGUCGUUUUCGCUACAACAGACAAGAGCCUAAAACACAAGGGAAUUAGUGCAUUCCUGGUGCCGAUGCCUCAUCCGGGUUUGUCUUUAGGGAAGAAAGAGGACAAACUGGGAAUUCGGGCUUCAUCCACUGCCAAUAUCAUUUUGGAAGACUGCCGUAUACCAGUCGGCAACAUGCUGGGAAAACGGGGAAUGGGCUUCAAAAUUGCAAUGCAAACUCUGGACAGUGGGCGGAUUGGUAUAGCAGCACAGGCUCUUGGUAUUGCACAGGCGGCGCUGGACUGUGCUGCUGAUUACGCCCAUAAGAGAACAGCUUUUGGCGCUUCGAUUGGGAAACUGCAGGCAAUACAGUUCAAAUUAGCAGACAUGGCUGUAGCUAUAGAGAGUGCUCGGCUUCUCACCUGGAAAGCUGCAAUGCUGCGGGAUGCAAAGAAACCUUUUACUAAGGAAGCUGCCAUGGCAAAACUUGCUGCGUCUGAGGCUGCUACUUUUGUCUCUCACCAGGCCAUCCAGGUGCUGGGCGGAAUGGGUUACGUAACAGACAUGCCUGCUGAGAGACACUAUCGUGACGCCCGCAUCACAGAAAUCUAUGAAGGCACCAGCGAGAUCCAGAGACUAGUCAUCGCUAACAACAUUUUGAAAGAAUAUCAACAGUAGGAGCUGACAGUCAUGUCCACUCACUUUCCAAAACUGCUGUUAUGUCAUUGUGCCUGGAAUCUCUGAUCUGACAGCCACAGACUACCGGAUUAUGAAUGUAUAUUUUGAGGUCUGGCUGAUUGCAUUUUCUUAUUUAUACCACACGAGUGCAGUAGAGUGCCUGAAACCCUCAAGGGUGCCACUGAAAGAAAUCACAAACUUAUAUCUUCCUAAUUUAACUGGGAAUGUAAAUGCAUAUCUGAUUGUUCAUAAACAAUGUGUAUUUGAUAUGCAUUUUUUAAAUAAAUGAUAAUGUAAAAUUGUAUUAUUAAAAAGAAAAUUGUUUUUAGUGUUGUAAAUGUACAGUCAACCGGUCAUUAUUGCGAAUGUUUUAUGAGAGUAAAUGUUUUCAUAAUGACCGGCUGACUUUUAGUUCUCCUGCUUAUUAUACGAUGACCUGACAGAUAAAUAAAUCAACAUAAAAUAUUGA
Xyrauchen texanus (razorback sucker) is the source of this 1703-nucleotide messenger RNA. Its product is annotated as short-chain specific acyl-CoA dehydrogenase, mitochondrial-like. Gene Ontology annotation, cellular component: mitochondrion. Gene Ontology annotation, molecular function: flavin adenine dinucleotide binding. The transcript is spliced from 10 exons. NCBI's taxonomy places the organism in Eukaryota, Metazoa, Chordata, Actinopteri, Cypriniformes, Catostomidae. Gene Ontology annotation, biological process: butyrate catabolic process; fatty acid beta-oxidation using acyl-CoA dehydrogenase. The record is from RefSeq and is a predicted model, not a curated record. The coding region runs from base 14 to 1234 and encodes 406 amino acids.